Pseudopodoces humilis (Tibetan ground-tit) is the source of this 2775-nucleotide messenger RNA. The record is from RefSeq and is a predicted model, not a curated record. NCBI's taxonomy places the organism in Eukaryota, Metazoa, Chordata, Aves, Passeriformes, Paridae.
CUUUGGCAUCCUCCGCCCGUGCGCCGCGGUCCCCCGUGCCCUCGGGGGGAGAAGCUGGGCUUCUGCUGCCAGAGCCUCUCUGACCGCGCUGUCGGCACAGAAACACCGGCAGAGAGGACGGGUCAAAGGCAUGCCAGCUUUUCCAUGAUGCCUGGCCAGUCACAUCAGCCAUGACCCGGAGGGACAGGCACAAGAGGUAGUUUGGUCUUCUUAGCGAGCUCAGCCCGGAGCUCUGCCCCCUGAGGAGAGACCUCUGGAUGUGUUGAAGGAUGAGUGGGAUAAUUCCAACUCCUGCUGCUCCCUGGUGAGCUGGGACACCAAACUCGAACCGCUUUAGACCUGAAGUUGGACUUUACCUGCAGUCCUGGUCUUGGAAGGAAAUGCUGUCUCUCCUCUGUGACCACCCCUCAACUCUCAACGUCUUCCACUGAACAAUUGACUUUCCACGCUACGAGGCAAGGAUCAAAUGGGUUGAGGACAACUGGCCCUUCUUGGCUUUGGCAAAGAGGAUUCUUUGGUGCAUUUUUAAGUGCCAGGACAUGAAACAGUAAAUCCCUUCUUCCUGCGCUCCUGCCUCCUGCAAGCCAGCCCCGACUGCGGUCCAAGCCAGCCAGUUAAAGGGUUAACCAUAGCUGGAUGCCUGAAUGGCUGCCUUACUGAUCCCACGGAGGAACAGAGGGAUGAGGACUCGCCUGGGCUGCCUGUCUCACAAAUCAGACUCAUAUAAUGAUUUCACAGCUAUUCUUCCGGACAAGCCCAACCGGGCUUUGAAAAGACUGUCAACAGAAGAAGCGACGAGAUGGGCAGAAUCUUUUGAUGUCCUUUUGUCCCAUAAAUAUGGGCUGGCAGCUUUCCGUGCUUUCCUGAAGACGGAGUUCAGCGAGGAGAACCUGGAGUUCUGGCUGGCCUGCGAGGACUUCAAGAAGACGCGCUCGGCGGCCAAGCUGGCCUCCAAGGCCCAGCGCAUCUUCGAGGAGUUCAUCGACGUGCAGGCCCCUCGGGAGGUGAACAUAGACUUCCAGACUCGGGAGCUGACGAGAAGAAAUGUGCAGGAGCCCUCCCUCUCUUGCUUUGACCAAGCUCAGGGGAAGGUGCACAGCCUGAUGGAGAAAGACUCGUACCCCAGGUUCCUGAGAUCCAAAAUUUACACAGACCUGCUGUCUCAGACCCAGAGGAGGCUCAGCUAGAGCAGCCAUGGGGCCCUCAGAAACCACAACAGCCAAAACCCAUGUCUAAAUGUGAAACUUUCUUGGUGUUAAAAGCAGUGGGAACGGGAAAAGAGGGAGAAGGGGCAGAGGAAGCUUCCAGAGAGUGAUCCAGAUGUGGUAUUAAGACUCUUUGGCUUUCUGUGCUUUUGGGUUUAUUUUUGGUUAGCAGUAGCACCUCGCAGUCGUUGCCUCUCUCUAGCACAAACCCAGAACCCUCUCGAGUCAUCUGUGGGCAAGGCAGGUUUCCUUUAAAAUUGCUGGGUUGGUUUGUGUGUAAAUAACACCUUUCCAUCCUCCCACACAUCUCCCUGUCUCUCACCUCUCCUUUGUGCUUGGAAGGGCCCCAAGGGCAGUUCUGACACUUGUGCAGCCACAUCCAGCCCACCUCUCCCAGGGGUCUGGACCCAGAGGCCGAGGGGAGGGAGAGAGGAGACAAAAGCACAGGAUUUAUUCCCUUUCCUGGAGUGGAAACCAUCAGCAAACUCAGCUCACCUCCCCAUUUUGUUUGCACACCUCAUGACGUGGCUGCUACCCCGUCACCGACCCUUUUCCUUCAGGGAUGGAGACUCGGAGUAUUCUCCACAGGACUGUGUGAGGAGCUGAGUUUUCCUCGUGAGGAAAGUCAUCCCAAAAGCUCUCACCAGGCCUGGGCAGUCAAGUCUUCUAAUGUGAAUGAUUGUUUUUCAUGGCUAUUAUUUAUUUGUGCGGUAUUGCAGUCUCAGGGUCCCAGUCGUCAUUCAGGCUCUGUUGUGCUGGGCACUGGACCAAAAGCUUGCACAAAGGGGCUCCUGGUGGCUCCUCAGGAAAGACCUGGAAAGAGUGGAGAGAAGGAAUGUCCCCUCUGCCCCUUGCUGAGGUGUAGGAAAAGCACAGCAGAUGGCAUUUUUCACUUGGUGCACGGCAAGGUGAAAAAUCACAUUUUUCUUAUUUUAUUACUGAUUACUGACUGUUCCUACUUACUGCCAGUCCACUGUGGGUUCAGAACUCCCCAAGACACACACCCUGCUGCAGGGUGCUUGAUUCCAGUGGGACACAGAGAGCAUGGAGUGAGCAGGAUGGGUGUCUGGGUGUGCAGAGGGGUGUGAGGUGCUCCUUGGCCCUAUUCCCAUAGCCUGGGUGGCAGGAGAAAGCUCCGUGCAGAUGUCAGGGGUGUAGCACCUCCUCUGUGCUGGGCAAUAAUUCCUACCAUCUGAUGGCCCCAUUUCCAUGGCACUGCUGCUCCAGCUUGGCAGAUUCUUGCAAUAUUUUUGAGGGGAGAAGCAGACAGCCUGUCUGUGGAUUUGAGCCGACAGAGCAGAGGUCUGUUUUCUUAAUUUAAUGAAGGCCUGGAAAGUGACCCUAUGGAUCUUUUCCUUCUCUCAGUCAUCCCCAGACCAGAGGCUGUCAAACUCUGCUCCAGCCAAGGGUGGUGGGUGGGUUUGAUACAUCAGAAAGCUGCUGAUAAAGACUUUGCGUAACGUGGUGUAAAUGAGGUAGAAUGAACUCUAAAGCCAAGCACAAUGUGUUUGGAACAAGAUAAAAAAAAAAAGUCUGGCUGGAUAUUAAAAAUCACUGUCCAUUAAUUAAG